UAACCGAUCAUUUCGCUAGUUUAAAUGGCAACCUUGGAGAGAAAAAAAACUUCAAAAAUGCGUUAAAAAGCAAAGUGGAAUCUUAAUAUAGCUACUGAUAUCAGUCGACCUGAUUAACUGGCUCGAUUAACAUGCAGGUCAAUAGCGAUAUGUUUUCCGCUCUGCUGGCUAUGUCGGUCAUGCGGUCCAGAUUGGUGUUAACAGAGUCGCUGGUGUAUCAUUUUGUGUAUAGACCUGGCGCGGAGGAGACAGAUUGCCGGGCUUCAGUAGUCAUGAAUGGGCAGAGGCUGUGUGUUCAACACCCACAUCACUGAAUAUUGGAAGAAAGUAUCAAGAUACCUGUACACUUUGAUGUCGGUCAACUCUUUUAAGACUGAAAACAUUUCAGCUUAGGCCUACACUCUUCCCCCGUAAGAUCUCAGGUAUUUCCGAUGAAACUGGGUUACCUGGCACAGGUAGAUGUUGUACCACUAAUAGAUCGCCGCCCAUUUCCGUGUGUUUAUAGGACUGUACCUGUUCGUCCGCCUGUGGCUGUUACAAGAUCAUCGUUAUAUCGCUGACAACAACUGUUACUAAGUACUGAGGUGGGUCUACACAAGCUCACCUCAGCCUAUUAGGCAAGCAGUGUCCUUACACGAACUGCGUUGCGUGUUGCAUGCCUCGGCACUAUUGUUGUUUAUCGACCUGAAUAAUCAUGGCGGGUGACUGGCUGCAGGCGACUGUGCUAGGUUUGCUACUUAUUGCUGCUCACUUAGAUCCCUCUGGAGCUAACACAGACAAGGACAUAAGAAUUUACCCGAAUAACAAGACGACCGCGAUACCAGCUUGCGCCAUUUUAACGUCUGACCCCGAAAUUCGUGAUGAACUGGCUCUGCUACUGGAGAGAAAGGCAAAGUCCAUAGAAAUCUCCAUCUCUUUCGAAGGAUACGCUAAGAACCCCAUGCAGGAUGAUGAGAGGAUAUUUUACAAACCGUGGUUGUGGGUUCGAACCACGGGCAGACAUGGGCAGGCGCUACUUAUGUUGCCAUUCUACUACAAAAUGAUGUCCGCCGGGAUGUUGGCAAUCGGUGCCGAGACAAUGUCGGCUAAACUCAAAGAUGAACCCCAGGGCUGCCUCGCCUCCCUCAAGUUCCGAGAAAGAGUUGCCCUGAUGAGGGAGUUUCUUCUCAACGAUUUUAAACCAGUGUCCCAGGGACUCACAGGAAGCCUGUCUGAGACUGAGUACGUGUGUGUCCAGACGUUGAAGAACGUGAAAAUGUACGGGGAUUUCGUACAUGACUGUUGUCGCUACGGGCCCGAUGGCGACAGCAUCUGCAUUGACCUGACUCAGGAGUUCUGGGUCAGCGUGCUGGAGGGAUUAUUGACCUUCAUGAAGAUUGCCAUCUUCCUCUUCUUCCCACUCAUGCUGCCAGGAUCUUUUUACAGACCACGCUAUGUACAGGACCGCUACAAGUUAGAGCUAGAGAAACCUGUCUACAUAUCCGUUUAUGUCACGGAUAAAAAAAUUGAUGCUGACGCUGUGAAAUGCCUCAAAAAAUUGGAUGCCAAACAACUUUCCUUAUGGCCAGAGUUUAACCACGUCAUCAAAUCAAAAGGGACGUCUAAAGUUCCGAUUCCCCGAAACACGCGAGUGAACCUCCCCGUCCAGAAUCUUCAUCUACAAGUUCAGCAGAAGAGGAUCAUCUCCAAGACGUACGUGCCAGUAAGUGUCCUGACGUAUCUCUAUAACAACUUCGUCAGAUGCAAGGUCAAGCAGGUUGUGCCGUUCAACACCUGCUGCAAAGCAAGCAUCUGUGGAACUUUCAAACCCAAGCGCUUCCCCGAUGUAAGCUGGCUCAAGUUCAGCCAGUCCCUGGUAAGAUUUAUAAUCCUCAUGCUUCUACCGCUGCCGUUCUACAUCCGGCUGGCCAUGUAUUCGUUACAUGAACACGAGGAGAUGGUGGCCAGAAAAGAGGCACUGGAGAUUCGAGGGCUUAAUGAGCCAUUUUCCGGUAACGCCGUUCAGUAUCUUUCUCCAACGCAUCCUCUAUUCAUCAUCAUUUACAUCGUGUACAUUAUCGAAGGUACUGGCAUAAGACUUUUGUCCAAAAAUAUGCGAGAGCGCUUUAAGUUCAUCCUGCGAGAGUCAUUCCGGGAAAUGAAAAGCAUUGAUAUUAGAGCAAAGUUAGCAAAAGCUGGCAAGAUUUUGAUUUACCCGCUGGAAACCUUCGGUUGUUUUGGCUUUGUCAUAGGAAUUUUUUAUUGGAUGUUUGCAAUACCGCUAGUCAUCCUGGCAGCCUGUUUGUAUUUUAUACCCAUGAUCUACCUAACUUGGCGAGUGGUUUACAGUUUCAUAUGUAUAAUCACCGAGUUGUAUCAGCGCCGAGGAAAGGAAAACACCAUGACCAAAAGUAAAACACUCAGAGGUCAGUUUAAAAAGCAAAGAGAUGAUUUGGGUACUCGGGAUUUCCUGCCUGGAAAGUUUGAUGAGGAGCAGUCAGACAGGCAUGGGUUUCUGAGGCUGAAAAAGAAACCAUUUGUUCGCGAAGUGAUGCUCCAAAUUUUUGUAAUGGUGUGCUCUAUUGCCACUAUUUACGCGACCACAAUUCUUCUGGUGGAAUGUGUGGGAUUCUUCGUAGAGCUAUUUGCCUUCACCUUGAUGGGAAUAAUUGUGAAUGCUGGACAGACAAUGAGGUAUGUGUCACUUUUGUUCCUCCUCUGGCUUUACAUGCACGAUUGCUUUAAAACUGUCCACGAAAAUUACUUAGCCUUGGGUACAACAAUCAUUGAUGAGGCAAUGGGGAGAGUAGAUCAGCUGGAGGAAGUGGCUUGUAAAUCAGCUGCCGAACAGGCCAAUAUGGGCUUUGUUAUUAAAUCCCAAAUGGACAAAAAAAUCCCUCAGCCAAGGCUUGAACUAGACAGCGAGCACGAACUACCGCGUUGGAAAAUAUUUCGGCCAUUACUUUUCCUUGACAAUACAGACAAACCGUACGUUUCCGUGAAAUUUUUCGAAUCCUUCAACACAACAUACGCUGCUGGAUGUCCCGGACCAGUUCUAAAUAGCUUGCUGGUGGCCACUCGGAAAUUUCUUAUUAUGGUAGCCUUCUUGAGCUUCGUCCUCAUCGUCGUGCUCGCGUUUGGGGAUUCGUACAACAUAUCCACCACGAACCAAACCUUGGCAACAGUUGUCGGAGGCAUGCUGCCUUGGCUGCUGAGAAACUUUGUCAUGGGAAAGAAACAGUCAAUAGCCAUAAGCUCAUUCGGCUUCAAAUUCUUGUUCGAUAUGUUUGCCAGAGAGCACUCCAAGAACUGGGGAAUCAGCGACCUGAUUAUUUCUGAACCACCCGAGGAGGAGGAAGAAUGGGAUGAGGUGGACAUUCCGGACCAACCAAAAGCUGAUGUGCCCGCCGCCAACACUGAAGAGCCGGAAGUGGAAGUUUUAGAUCAUAAAGGCGAUCCCAAAACUAACCAUUCGCCCAAAUAUCGCUUUGCGAUACCCAAAACCUACGAUGGAGAAUCUGUUCGGGUAAAGCCAGUGGACUUGCUUAUUGAUCUUUCACACAGUGACAAAGAAGUUGAGUUCGUUGCCUUGGAUAUCAAAGACACGCCACCGGAUAUAGACGGUGAACCAGAAACGGAAGAAGACAGGGCUGGGGCGAACUUGGCGGACACGAGCGCCACGAAAAUGUUGUAAAAAUUUGAGUGGAAGAUCCAAAAAAGUGCCCUACUCAAUUUGUUCACUCUUACAUUGCCAUGUUUUCAUUAUGGAUCAUUCGUAAAUCACAGACUCUGUGUAUUUAGACCAUUUGGAUCAAGUCCAACAAACAUUGCCCUUCUCAGUAUCUGACAUGAUGGAAAACAAAUGUUUCCCCAGCCACGUUUGCCUUUGAUUCAACUAAUGGGUCAUCCACACCCUCCAUUUGUGAAAUAUAGGACGUAUUUUUGAUAGACGUGCAUUAUUAUUUUAUUAUUUUUUGGACAGAUUUGUGAUUAUUUGUGACAAAUUUCGAAAAAAUGAGUGACUGGAAAAGUUAGUUACUCCCAUCGCCAUCUUGAUGACCCAAUGCCGCGAAAAAAAAAAAAGAAAGAAAAGAAAAACCAGAACGCCGGAUAUGCUCAUUUUGCAUUCCGCCUUCACCAUUAGAAAUUUGUUCUCAUCGUGGAAUAUUUAGUGCGUAAUCAGUAUGCCAAGAAGGUUUUUGUUAUAUUUUAAACAUUACAUUAUGUGACGUGCUGUGUGUCAUAUGUGACAUCUUUAUUCAUUUAUUGGGAUAUAACAUAUGGCCUACAUCUAAUUACGUCCAGUGUAUAGCUUUUAGUACUUUUUUGUUGUUUUUGAUUCAGUUGGGGUCAUCGGAAGGAAACAGUAUGCAUUUGUAUGUGAGUAUUAACUGGUUGCUUUCGUUUUUCAGUUAUGUGCAUAUUUUAUACUUUCUUUUUAAAAAAUAGUAUGGCGUAUAUCAACGAUAUUUGCGUAGAUCUCAUAAUAGUAAAAUUUACUCCAUGCACCACUAUUGCUACAUGUAUGUGUUUACUGUUGUUUUAUGAUCAGAUGGUUUUAUUAACUGCUCAGUCAUUAAUGGAAUACUAUCUAGGACAAUCCCAAAUAAGUGAUUUGUUGUAUACCUGAAACAUGAUACGUUUCAAUCCAUACUAGAACCUGUACAGAAAUCCACCGACAGGACAGAAAACAAGACUGACCUUGCCAGUGACAGGUAAAUGCGUGCAGGAGCUAGCUUAUUUCACUGGAACUGUGUGUACAUUUAGUCUCGUGUGUACAGCUGUAUUUGGCAAUUGUUUGGCCGACAGUACAGAUAAAUAUAUCUAUGUCUACACGUGAUAUAAUGGAUAUAUGCCAUAGACUUAACCUGGUUAUGUCACCGACCCAUUACUGGCCCAUACAUACAUGUACCGGGUACAUAACUACGUCGUCUGCGCUCAUUCCCGCAUUACAUUAACCUAGAUUAAAUGCAUUAAUGCUAUGAGCUAGACAAAUACGUUUUACAUGCAAAUCGAGUUUUGUGUUAAUUACAUGAUAUC
Molecule: messenger RNA, 5019 nt
Organism: Liolophura sinensis
Lineage: Eukaryota; Metazoa; Mollusca; Polyplacophora; Chitonida; Chitonidae
Exons: 1
Coding region: 695-3673 (992 amino acids)
Source: RefSeq, a predicted model, not a curated record